GGAACAGUUGACGAGGUUGAUAUUAUAAACGUCAGACAAAUUCAAGGAACAUACGAAGCUUUUAAAGAAAUUUAUUUACAAAUGGAGCAUGAGAUAGAGGAGAGAUUACGUCAGAAAUACACACUGAUUGAUAGGACCGAUCCCAUGGCCGUAGCCGCAGCUCAACAGGCUGGUUUGAUAUCGGAAGACACUUCUAUGGUUGGUGAGUCAGACGGUUCAGGAUUCGGUGUCGGUAACGCUCCAAGAUCCGCAAAAGCCGAACCAUCAGCUGUUGUACAGUUAAAGAAAAAAGAAAAGGAAAGAGAAAGUAAAAAGAAGGGAUUUAAGGACAGACAGAGUCGUCAAAAUACACAAACUUCCCUGCUUGUUCCUGUAGCUGGUAAAGCAUCCACCAGUCCUUCACAUUCAGCUAAAGGUGAUCGGGAAUUAAAGUCACCCCAUACCCCUGUAGACAGGAAGGAGGACAAGGAACUCGAUGGCACGGCUUCACCAAUCAGCUCCAUGGGAACAGGCUCCAACAUAAAAGAACGACCCAGCACACCACCCAGUAGAACAACAGCUUUUGAAGAAUUUAAACAGGAAAGGGGAAGUAAAAUUAACAGUAUACUUAUAGAAAAUAAAGAAAUUUUGGCCGUAAAGAAGAAGUUAUAUACAGAGAGAGCAAGGACGAUAAACGGGAAUAAGAUAGAAAUAGAUAACCUGAGACAGAGGCUAGAUCAUUUAAAAGCUGAUAGAGAGGCUCAAGGUACGAUGUUUAAUGAAGAAGGUGAUGUGAUUAUCAGUGAAGAGGAAUUUAAUACGAUCAAACAACUUAAAGAAAUGAAGCAGUCGUAUCGCGUGAACUUUGAUGAACUCAAGAAUUUAAAAUCAGAAGUACAAUAUUGUCAGAAAUUGGUGGAUCAAUGUCGACAGAAACUCAUACAAGAGUUUGAUAAUUGGUAUGCUGAGAGUUUUUUAAAUGUAAAUGAAGAGAAUUCUACGAGUUUAGCUGCUGGCCAUGGAAUGAGACCGGGUGUUUUAAUGGCCUAUAAUACACAACCUAUACCUGAAGAUGAACAAGAGAAGUUUGAUAGAUUACAACGUGAGUUAUUGAUGAAUGAUCCGGAUUCCAUGUCGUUUUAUAAUGCUCAGAUGAGAACUCAAAGACGAAAAACUUACGGAUCAGCGAUGGCCCAGCCCCAACCUAGUUUCAACCAGCAAAGAAGUGUCGGAACACCCACCAUGAACAUUAGAAACCGUCCGCCAACAUUACUACAAGUCCAGUAUUAAAAAUAUUACAAAUUUUAUAAAA
Molecule: messenger RNA, 1291 nt
Organism: Patella vulgata (common limpet)
Lineage: Eukaryota; Metazoa; Mollusca; Gastropoda; Patellidae
Product: kinesin-like protein KIF9
Exons: 12
Coding region: 82-1269 (395 amino acids)
Source: RefSeq, a predicted model, not a curated record